AUGCCCAUGCCGGAGGUCCUGGCCGGCGAGUUCGGCGUCUCCAACGCCCAGAUCAACCUGAGCGUCACGACAUACGUGGUCUUUCAAGGCGUAACACCCAUGUUCAUCGGUGGCCUAGCCGACAAGUCAGGGCGGCUACCCGCCUACAUCCUGUGUCUUGCUGUUUUCACAGCGGCCAAUAUCGGCCUAGCCCACGCGACAAGCUACGCCAGAUUGCUCGCCGUCCGCUGCGUGCAGUCUGCUGGUGUCGAGGCAACCAUGGUUCUCUGCCAGGCCAUCGUGGCUGAUAUCAUUACUAGCGCCGAGCGAGGACAUUAUGUCGGUAUUGCCGCCAUCCCGGCCAUUCUGGGCACCAAGAGUACGGGAAGCCAUGUGAGGGAUUGCUGUCGCCCACCCGCUUUCGCUGGCUUUCGAGUGCGCUGA
This is a messenger RNA of Colletotrichum graminicola M1.001, 423 nucleotides long. RefSeq lists its product as uncharacterized. Gene Ontology annotation, molecular function: transmembrane transporter activity. Bases 1 to 423 code for a protein of 140 amino acids. Gene Ontology annotation, biological process: transmembrane transport. NCBI's taxonomy places the organism in Eukaryota, Fungi, Ascomycota, Sordariomycetes, Glomerellales, Glomerellaceae. The record is from RefSeq and is a predicted model, not a curated record. The transcript has a single exon.